CCUCUGAGGACGCCAGCUGCGGAGCAACUAAAACUUCGCAAAUACGCCAGCGAUAAUCAUAAUUAUUCAUAAAUCGGCGCUUUGUUACAAGGGAAGAUUGCUUCACCGUGGGCUUUGUGAUGCAUCAGAGGGCUAUCUCAUCGCUCUGCGUAGAUGGGCAGCCUGUGGUACUGUAGCCACUGAGCCUCUCGGACUACACCAGCUAGAAGCCACCGCGCCCGAGUCAGCGACAUGACCGACCCCAUGAUGGACUUCUUUGACGACCCAAACUUGUUUGUGGGAGGGCUGGAGGGGCUGUCGGACGAGGGCUUUGCGACGGGGCCCGUGUCUUUGGUGGACGAGCUGAACCUCAGUGCUGGGUUUGAGCCCCUGCAGGUGGAUCCGUUGGGCGCUGGGAAGCACCCUGGCCUGGGGCCGCCCUCUUCCUCGUCCUCCUCACAUCAGGGCUUGACCUUCGAUCAGCAAGUCGGCCAUUUCGAUGCCAUGAAGGCCUCGCAUUCUAUCGGGCAGCCUUUCUCAAGCUCUGGCAGAAAUGACGGCGGUGCGAUGGGCCAGCACUCCCAGUUUCACAGCUCUUCAGUGCAGCAAAUGCAUCAACCCAAUGGGCUGUACCCAGACAGCAGUCCCAUGUGGGGCAACCAGGACCAGAACGGGAAUUCAUUCCACCAGCUGCAGCAGCAGCAGCAGCAGAGUCACCACCAACACCUUAACCAGCAUCAUCACCUCCAGAACCCCCAACAACCAACCACUGCCCAGUCUCUGCACCAGCACGGCGAGGCCUUCGCAGAGCACCAACACCACCACCUUGCCUUUUUCCAGGGUAGCCUGACGCAGAAACAGCAACAGCAGCAGCAACAGAUCCACCAGAACCUGGCCCACGUCCCACGGCUUAACACUGAGCAGAAUGGAAGCCCCUUCCACCAGGGGGGCGUCCCCAAUGCCUUGAACCACCCGAAGGCCUACCAGGAGAUGCGCAACGCCUCCUUCGGGGGUGUUCCCGAGCAUCAGCAGACCAGACUCCGGAGCUGUCAGGGCGGCCCGCAGUACCCCGGAUCGACAAUGGAUGUGGCACUGCCGUACUCUGGCUCGUCUCCUUCUGUGUCACACACCCUCCCCUCCUGCUCAGUUGGCUCCGGCGUCACCUACUCCCCCUCACCGUAUUCGUUCCCUGGACAGUCGGUGUCCGGCGGGCCUCUGUUGUCGACCUCGGCGCCGGUGUCCACCGCUGCCCCCGUCAGGGCUGCAGCUCUGCACUCAUCCGUGACAGAAUUUUCGGGGCCUCGGGACACCUGUCCAUUGCUCUCUGGGAUGGAUCAGCACCAGCAGCAGCAGCUUGCCAUGAACCUCGGGGGGAAAUGCCCCUUCCAGUCUGUGCAGGCUCAGGGAGGUUACAACAGCUCAGAGAUGUUUACGGAAAGCAUGGAGUGCUACCCUGCUGCCGAGAGCCACCUUCACUCGGACCAGCAGGGAAAUUGUGAGUCGGACUUACCAUCAGCAGCCAGCAGCAAUGGCUACCACGGCCUGGACGAGAACCUGCUGCAGCAGGUAGGGGCUCAGAGUGGGGGUUUUGAGGGACUGGAGGCCCCAGACCUCCUUGGAGACGAUCUUUUGCCCCAGCUGGAAGCUGCCCUGAGUCAGGAUGCUCCUUUGGAUCAGCAGGGCAAAACAAAUUGCCCCUGGGCAAAUGGCAGCGAGGAGAAAGAGAAGUUCAACACCUUCUCCCUGGAUUAUGUGCCACAGCCCCCAAAGAACACUAAUGGUUCCAGUAACCACCCGCGGGUCGUCAGCCCUCCGAUGAAGAGCAGCUCGUCGUCGUCCUCCUCAUAUUCGUCUUUCUCCUCCUCCUCCUCCUCCUCGGAGAAGCGGGGGAAGAAGCAGCAGCUGAUGGAGGCGGUGCUGGAGGACAAGCAGCAGAAGGCAGACCGGAUCAUCUCGGAGGCCAUCGCCAAGGCCCGCGAGCGGGGCGAGAAGAACAUCCCGCGGGUCAUGAGCCCCGAGAGCUUCCCCUGCUCCUCGGAGCACCGGUCGCACCGCGGCGGCAAGGCGCGGCCCAGGGAGAAGGCCUCGAAAAAGGCCCGGAUCGUACCCUCCUCCAGCCCCAAGCAGAAGGCCAAGAUCGGGAAAAUAGUCAUCAAAUUCGGCAAGAAGAAGAAGAGGAAGAACGAGUCCUCAGACGAGCCGUCCGAUGACGAGACGCCCGCUCGCCGCUCCUCCAAGGACGACGACUCGAAGAGAAGAUCUAGCCGGCAGGUAAAGCGAAAGAAAUACGCCGAGGACGGGGAGUGCAAGGUCUCCGACGAGGAGGUCAAAGUGAUCGUCAAGGCCAAGAAGACGACCACAGCCGCCCGCAAAGAGCCGGCGGUACAGCUGUUUGUGGAAAACCCGAGUGAAGAGGAUGCUGCUGUCGUCGACAAAAUCAUGUCCUCGCGAGUGGUAAAGACAGAGGUCUCUCCUGGGGUCGAGGUCGAAGUUGAGGAGUUCUUUGUCAAAUACAAAAACUACUCCUAUUUGCAUUGUGAGUGGGCCACAGAACAGCAGCUGGAGAAGGACAAGAGGAUCCAGCAGAAGAUCAAACGCUUCAAGAUUAAACAAGCACAGAGGGCGCACUUUUUCGCAGACAUGGAGGAGGAACCCUUCAACUCUGACUACGUGGAGGUGGACCGAGUGCUGGAAGUGUCCUACUGCGAGGAUAAGGACACUGGAGAGCCGGUGGUGUACUACCUGGUGAAGUGGUGCUCCCUGCCCUAUGAGGACAGCACGUGGGAGCUGAAGGAGGAUGUGGACCAGAGCAAGAUCGAGGAGUUUGACCAGCUGCAGGCAGCCCAGCCAGACUCCCGCAGGGUGGAGCGGCCGCCCGCGUCUCACUGGAAGAAGAGAGAGCAGUCACGGGAAUACCGCAAUGGAAACAGCCUCAGGGACUACCAGCUGGAGGGAGUGAACUGGCUCCUCUUCAACUGGUACAACAGGCGCAACUGCAUCCUGGCUGACGAAAUGGGUCUGGGAAAAACCAUCCAGUCCAUCACAUUCCUGGAGGAGAUCCACCGCACGGGGAUCCGGGGCCCCUUCCUCAUCAUCGCCCCGCUCUCCACCAUCGCCAACUGGGAGCGCGAGUUCCGCACCUGGACCCACCUGAACGUCAUCGUGUACCACGGCAGCGGGGUCAGCCGGCAGAUGCUGCAGCAGUACGAGAUGUACUUCAGAGACGCGCAGGGUCGCGUGAUCCGGGGGGCCUACAGGUUCCAGGCCAUCAUCACCACCUUCGAGAUGAUCCUGGGCGGCUGCCCUGAGCUCAAUGCCAUCGAGUGGCGCUGCGUCAUCAUUGACGAGGCCCACCGCCUCAAGAACAAGAACUGCAAGCUGCUGGAGGGCUUCAAGCUCAUGAACCUGGAGCACAAGGUCCUCCUGACGGGCACUCCUCUGCAGAACACGGUGGAGGAGCUCUUCAGCCUGCUGCACUUCCUGGAACCCACACGCUUCCCCUCAGAGACCACCUUCCUGCAGGAGUUCGGAGACCUCAAGACCGAGGAGCAGGUCCAGAAACUGCAGGCCAUCUUGAAGCCCAUGAUGCUGAGGAGGCUCAAGGAGGAUGUGGAGAAGAAGCUGGCACCCAAGGAGGAGACCAUCAUCGAGGUGGAGCUCACCAACAUCCAGAAGAAGUACUACCGCGCCAUCCUGGAGAAGAACUUCGCCUUCCUGGCCAAGGGCGCUGGCCAAGCCAACGUGCCCAACCUGGUCAACACCAUGAUGGAGCUGCGCAAGUGCUGUAACCACCCCUACCUCAUCAAAGGGGCCGAGGAGAAGAUCUUGGAGGACUUCCGGGAGGUGUACAACCCAGCCGCUCCGGACUUCCACCUACAGGCCAUGGUGCAGUCGGCAGGCAAGCUGGUCCUCAUAGACAAGCUGCUGCCCAAGAUGAAGGCGGGAGGCCACAAGGUGCUCAUCUUCUCCCAGAUGGUGCGUUGUCUGGACAUCCUGGAGGACUUCCUUAUCCAGCGGAGGUACCUCUACGAGAGGAUCGACGGCCGCGUCCGGGGAAACCUGCGGCAGGCCGCCAUCGACCGCUUCAGCAAGCCCGACUCGGACCGCUUCGUCUUCCUGCUGUGCACCCGGGCGGGGGGCCUGGGCAUCAACCUGACCGCCGCCGACACCUGCAUCAUCUUCGACUCAGACUGGAACCCCCAGAAUGACCUGCAGGCCCAAGCUCGCUGCCACAGGAUUGGGCAGAACAAGGCGGUGAAGGUGUACCGGCUGAUCACGCGGAACUCGUACGAGAGGGAGAUGUUCGACCGCGCCAGCCUGAAGCUGGGCCUGGACAAGGCUGUGCUGCAAAGCAUGAGCGGACGGGAGAACAGCAUGGGCCAGGCCCAGCAGCAGCUCUCCAAGAAGGAGAUCGAGGACCUGCUCCGCCGCGGGGCGUACGGCGCCAUCAUGGACGAGGAGGACGAGGGCUCCAAGUUCUGCGAGGAGGACAUCGACCAGAUCCUCCAGCGCCGCACGCAGACCAUCACCAUUGAGUCCGAGGGCCGCGGCUCCACCUUCGCCAAGGCUAGUUUUGUGGCCUCUGGGAACAGGACAGACAUCUCUCUGGAUGACCCCAACUUCUGGGACAAGUGGGCCAAGAAGGCAGAGAUUGACGUGGACACAGUCAAUGGCAGAAACAGCCUGGUGAUUGACACCCCGCGGGUGCGGAAGCAGACCCGUCCUUUCAGCGCCACCAAGGACGAGCUGGCCGAGCUGUCGGAAGGCGAGAGCGACAACGAUGACAAGCCCAAGCUCCGCCGGCCCUACGACCGCCUCAACAGCUACGGCCGCACCGAGUGUUUCCGCGUGGAGAAGAACCUGCUGGUGUAUGGAUGGGGCCGCUGGAAGGACAUCCUCCUUCACGGUCGCUUCAAGCGGCAGCUGAGCGAGAGGGACGUGGAGAUGAUCUGCAGGGCGCUGCUGGCCUACUGCCUGGUGCAUUACCGUGGCGACGACAAGAUCAAGAGCUUCAUGUGGGACCUGAUCGCCCCCACGGAGGACGGCCGCACCAAGGAGCUGCAGAACCACCUGGGUCUGUCAACACCGGUGCCAAGAGGGAGGAAGGGCAAGAAGAUGAAGACUCAGUCCAGCGCCUUCGACAUCCAGAAGGCCGAAUGGAUCAGGAAGCACAACCCAGAGCACCUCCUGCAGGACGACGGCUACAAGAAGCACCUGAAACACCACUGCAACAAGGUCCUGCUGCGUGUCAGAAUGCUCUACUACCUGAAGCAGGAGGUGAUAGGAGACCAGUCCCGGAAUGUUCUAGACGGCGUGGACUCCAGCGAGAUCAAGAUCUGGGUUCCAGAGCUGGACCAUUCAGAGCUGCCUGCUCUCUGGUGGGACACAGAAGCUGACAAGUGUCUACUCAUGGGGGUUUACAAGCACGGCUAUGAGAAAUACAACACCAUCCGCGCAGAUCCUGCCCUCAUCUUCCUAGAGCGAGUGGGCCGGCCGGAUGAGAAGGCCAUCGCUGCUGAGCAGAGAGGCAACGACUUCAUGGAUGGGGAUGUGGAUGACCCAGAAUACAAGCCUGCCCCGGCUUUGCUGAAGGACGAUAUGGAGGAUGACGUGUCCUCCCCUGGAGACCUGGUCAUCACCGAUGCUGCCGGAGAAGGUAGUGUGGAGUUGGAGGGGGGUAAAGCGUACUGGCCGACCCCCUCUGUCCUGACCGCCCGGCUACGUCGUCUGAUCACUGCCUCCCAGCGCUACACCAAGAGUCGGCAGAUCCAGUACAUCCACCAGGCCCAGCAGGCCUUCCUCAGCCCGCCCUGCGGCCUGCCGCCCACCCUCAAUGACACCCUCAACCCCAAGAUGGCUGCCAAGAUCGAGCGGCAGCAGAGGUGGACCCGGCGAGAGGAAGCCGAUUUCUACCGUGUGGUGUCCACGUUCGGCGUGGUGUUCGACCCCGACCUGGGCCGCUUCGACUGGACCAAGUUCCGGGCCAUGGCGCGGCUGCACAAGAAGACCGAUGAGAGCCUGCAGAAGUACCUGUGGGCCUUCACGGCCAUGUGCCGCCGGGUCUGCCGCCUGCCGCCCAGGGACGGCGACUCGGUGGACCCCUCCCUCUCCAUCCAGCCAAUCACGGAGGAGCGGGCGUCGCGGACGCUGUACCGCAUUGAGCUGCUGCGGAAGAUCCGCGAGCAGGUGCUGCGGCACCCGCAGCUGUACGAGCGGCUGGCGCUGUGCCAGCCGGGGCCCGACCUGCCCGUGUGGUGGGAGCCGGGCCCGCACGACCGCGACCUGCUGAUCGGGGCCGCCAAGCACGGCGUCAGCCGCACCGACUACCACAUCCUGCGGGACCCUGAGCUCUGCUUCAUGAGGGCGCAGAGCAGCUACAGCCAGAACAAGGGGGCACCGCCGCGGCCCCUGCCCCAGCACCAGGCCCCACCCCGGCCGGCCGACGCCCGCGGGCCCCGGGACGACGACCCCAGGGCCCAGCCGAAGGAGGAGCCCACCUCUGAGGAGGAGUCCGCCGAGGCCGGGGGGCGGCCCGAGGUGUGGAACCCCCAGCCGGGCCCGCCCACCUCGUGCGGCCCAGACGAGCGGGCGGGCCCCGUAAGGGGGGAGAAUGAGAGGCGCAUGGUGGCGGCACGGACCAAGCCCCUCACGCCCAACCCCGCCUCCAAGAAACAGAGGAAACCAGGAAAGAGCCGCCGGGCGGCCAGGGGCAGAGGAUCCGGCACGGACUCCGACUCGGAGGGCUCUUCGUCCUGCUCCUCCUCGCGCUCCUCAUCCUCUUCCUCAUCCUCAUCUUCCUCCUGCUCACGCUCGCGCUCACGCUCGGGCUCCAGCUCUUCAUCCUCGUCCUCCUCCUGCUCGUCAGGCUCCUCGUCCUCCUCUUCAUCAUCCUCUUCCUCCUCUGCGGGAAGCGACAGCGAGGGAGAGGAAGGCGAGAACAGCACGCCAGCAGUCCCCACGGUGAAGGCCUUUGACGAGGACAGCGUGGCAUCCCUCAGCACCACGCAGGACGAGACGCAGGACAGCUACCUCGCCGAGACCAGCCUGCCCAACUCCUCCCACCCCUUCCAGGGAGGCUACAUGCUGGCUGCCUCCUACUGGCCAAAGGAUCGGGUCAUGAUAAACCGGCUGGACAGCAUCUGCCAGGCGGUGCUGAAGGGAAAGUGGCCCGGAGCGAGACGCGCCUACGAGGGGAACGUGGUGUCCUCCUUCUACACCACCAAGCUGCUGGACAGCCCCAGCGGGCUCCGAGAGGACCCCUCCGCCUCUCCGCAGGUGUCAAAGGUGAAGACGCAUGUCCCAGAAAAGGAGUUUACAGUCAAACUCAAUGACCAGGAAGGUGGCUUGAAGCUGACCUUCCAGAAGCAGGGGUUCCCCCAGAAGAGGCCUCUGGAGGGCGAGGAGGGGCCCCUGGGCCAGCAGCAGUACCUGGCCCGCCUGCAGGAGCUGCAGAACGCCUCCGACACCAGCCUGGCCGACUUCACCAAGCCCCAGCCCAGCAUUUCCCAUGGGCUCCAAGGACAGAUGAGGGUGAACGGGGUGAUGGACGGCCAGCCGGUUGUGAAGAAGAGACGAGGGAGGCGGAAGAAUGUGGAGGGAAUGGACUUGCUGUUCAUGAACCGGAACAGAGCCACUGCAGUCUCAGACCAAGUGACCCAGGCGUGGUGCAGUGGUGCCCAGUCUGGCCCGGCUGUGGGCCCAGGGAUGGCGUACGGCCAAAACCAGGGGCUGCUUGAUACCGAGAGCCGGGUGCCCGUCAUCAACCUCAAAGACGGGACCCGGCUCGCCGGGGACGACGCCCCCAUGAAGAAGGACCUGGAGCAGUGGCUGAGCGAGCACCCGGGAUUCGUGGCCGACGUGGGGGCCUUCAUCCCCGGCCUCAACAAGAUGCAGUUCCAGGACGGGAGGCCGAAGCAGAAGAGGCACCGCUGCCGGAACCCCAACAAGAUUGACGUGAACAGCCUGACGGGGGAGGAAAGGGUGCAGAUCAUCAACAGGCGAAACGCCAGGAAGGUGGGCGGUGCCUUUGCUCCUCCCCUGAAGGAUCUGUGCCGCUUCCUGCAGGAGAACCCUGAGUAUGGAGUUCCCCCAGAGUGGGCCGACGUGGUCAAGCAGUCGGGUUACCUCCCAGAGAGCAUGUUUGACCGGAUCCUGACUGGGCCCAUCGUGCCGGAGGAGGUUAGCCGGCGAGGGAGGCGGCCCAAGAGUGCGCUGGCUAAGGCGGCUGCCGCCAACAACGCCAGCACCAAUCCUCUGGCCCUCAACCCCCUGCUGACCAACGGGCUGCUCCCGGGCAUGGACCUGCCCAGCCUGCAGGCCCUGCAGCAGAACCUCCAGAGCUUGCAGUCCCUGCAGCUCACCGCUGGCCUCAUGGGCCUCCCAGGCAGCCUCUCCGCUGCCGACGCCAACAACCUGGCCGCCAUGUUUCCCAUGAUGCUGUCGGGCAUGGCCGGGCUGCCGAACCUCCUGGGCAUGAGCGGCCUCCUGGGCAAGGCCCAAGAGGGCGCGGCAGGGGCCGAGGACAGCGCGAAAAAGGGAAGCACCAGCGGCGGCGGGGACCCCUCUACCCCCAAAGGCCCCACGCAGGCCGCCGACUCCGCGGGCGAAAGGACAGAAGGCCAGACCCCCGGCCCCCGCUCGGACGACCCCUCCACCUCCACCUCCAGCGCCGCCGCUGCCCCACCAAGUGCUUCUACUACGACCACCGCCGCAGCCUCCAAGCACCCGUUAGCUCUUAACCCCUUACUGCUCUCCAGUAUGCUUUACCCAGGGAUGCUCCUCACCCCAGGCCUUAAUCUGCCCAUCUCCACACUGUCUCAGUCCAACGUGUUCGACACACAGCAGCAGCAACAGAGCGCUAACAAAGACCCGGCUACGCUCCCUGCCCCCUCUGAGGACACGCCCGAGGAGGCGGGAGAGCAGGGGGAGGCGGGGGAGGAGGAUGAGGAGGAGGAGGAGUCAAGAGAGGAGCCCUCCGAACAGAAGGACAACAGCAGCUCGGAGAAAGGCGAGUCGUCCUCGUCCGAGUCGGACAGCUCCUCCUCCUCGUCUGAGGAUUCUGACUCCAGCGGGGAAGACUGAGCCCCACAUGUUACCCUUAUAAAUAUAUACAUACAUAUAAGAAUUACCCUGCACUUACAUUGUGAUUUUUUUCCUCUUUGUAAAUAUCAAGGCUAAAAAAGUGUUGUAAUAAAGACAAAAAAAGAAAAAAAAGAACCGUAUCUAGAGAAACUGAAAUGAAAUUUCAAUGUUUGUUCAAAGGUACAAUGUUGUUUUGAGAGACAUUUGGCAUGUCAAACUUUAUUAGAUUUCUGAAAUUUCCAAACUUGUAUCACACAGUGAUGUACAAUUGCAACAAACAAAAAAGCAAAAAAAAAAGCAUUAUUAUAAUUAUGUUGGGAUUUAAUUUUAUAAACAAAAAAAAGAAAAGAAAGCUCAAGGCGAGCUGUACGUUUAAUAUAUUUGGAGUGGCGGGGAAAGAAAACUUUAUAAAUAUUUUGGUUUAAUUUGUAAAUAGUUUGACAGGUUCCUUGACACUUAUAAUUUGCAGAUGAAACUUUAGGAAAAGUCAGCAAUAACUUGGGCAGCUGAUGAAUGUCACAGAAGCUGUAGAUUUUCCGCGGCGGCCCGUUCUCUUCAGAUCCUCGUGUGGGUGCUCCCAUUGAUAAAACAGCGCUCUGGCCACCGUUCUGCUCCGACAGUCUCUUGUUGUGCAGCUCCUCUGCCCCCCCCCCCUCCCCAGGUAUAUAAGAAGCACCAAGGGCAGUGCUGUGGAGAUUCACUGGCUUCUGGUCUUCAUUCCUACUCUAAUUUCAGUUCAUUUAAGAUGAGCCAUCGAUUCGAAUGGGAGGCAGAAUUCACCUGUUUGUUUCAGGUAUCGGUCAGCUGCUGGUUUGAGAGGCACUGCUGCGACUCUCAGGACAGUGAAUCUCCAGGACCAGGAGUUGACAGCAAUGAUCUUGGAAAAUAGUGUCUAUGGAUCUCACUCUUAUUAACACACACACAUACAGCACACACUGACUUUGUAUACGUAUUGAGUUGCACUUUAGUCUCAGACAGUCCAUGCUCUUGCUGGAAUAUCCAAGUCCCAUAGGGUUUAUGGUGAAAAUCCCACUGAAAUUUGAGGAGGCUGAUCAACAAGUGGCUACAGAAUGUGUGCUAGCACUCCUUUCAAUGGAAGCAAGGCUAAAAGGAAGGCUAUCGCUAUCUGGUUGUUUGUAGUGCACUGGUGAUUGCUUUUAAAAUUCAGGUACAAUACAAUUACGAGUCAUUUAGUGGAAAAAACUCCCAUCGGGCGCUUUAACUGGCCCCUUACCUCAGCCGAAUUCAAGUUCAAAUCUUACCGCAUUAAGCAUCAGUUUGCAGUUCAGAGGACGAAAACAGUUGUAUCAUGUUGUAUGUUCUUUUUUGCAGACCUUCAGAAGCAUCUGCUGACUGUCCAUAUGUGUACCUCUUGUUUUUUGUUUGAGUAUAUUUCCUUGGUCUCUUAAUAUAAUUUCUUAAAAUUAUUCUGAAUGGGGGUCUAUGAAAUGGCACCACCUAGUGCCACUGUACUGUUGUACCAUCUUGAAUUAUUCCCUUACAGACUAGGGGUGUGCAUUUUGAUGUGUUUGAUAUUCAAAUAUUGUAUGGUUCCCAAAAUAUUUGAAUAAUCAAGCCCUGUUUCUGCUCCCAGGUUUCUCAACGAUACUCUGGGUCUUUGUGAAUAAUGACACACUGCAAAUAGAUGAAUUUUCGCACACUUUCAGGCAGGAAGUUUAAAUAUCACUGAUUUGUGUUAUUUUCUGCAGGGCUCUUAAACUCUCCUCCAGGAGUAUUGAUGAGAAAAAAUAAAGCUCUGGACAUUUUUUUGGUGUUGUUGUUAAUUAACAAGCAUUUGAAUAUUGGUCCAAGUUGAGAAUGGGUCAGUGAUUAUAGUGAAAUGAUGGAAUAUUUAGUCUUAUCCCUAUUACAGACAGCAUGUAGAGUUAACCAGUGUACUGCAGUCUAGGGCAGUGCUUCUCAAGGGAAGAAGCAUCAUUCAAUGAGAUCUCUGAUGGUACUGUCAUGAAGGAAUCGUACAGAGAUCCAAAUUACACCACAAAACAUACCGCGCCACUUCAGGGACUGAUCUUUGCAAAUCAUGCGGCUACACUUAACUGUUUUGACAUUGGGAAUCAUUAAAGUCCCCUUUCUGUUGACCCCUUUGAAACCUUUCAUUGUGAUGUUUCAUUGAUUUCACGGGUACUGUGUGACUGGCUGUUUGCAGGAGUUUGUGGUACAGACCAAAGUGAGGAAUGGGUGUUUGUAUUCAUUGUUUCUUACAUAUGGCUAUGCAGACUCUGAGGUGAAAUUAGAAGUUGUGGUGUGUUGAUCCUUCUUCAGAAAUAUUUCCAAAUACAUAAUGCCAUAUAUAUUUAUCUUACCAGGCUUUGCUGGAUUAGUCCAUUGUACAGUUCUGAAUUCCAAAGCUGUCAUUAGUAUACUCUACCUACAGAACCUCUUCCCAGGUUUCCUUGCUCUGAGUUGGAAUCAUAUCGUCAUAGCUACAUUGGUUGGUAAGGAGUGAUUACAUUUGAUGUUUAAUCAGCCAUGAUCAGUAUUGUGGAAUACUUUCCCUCUGUGUCAUUACAUUAUUGUUAGUAUGCAGGCCUGCAUAUUUGUGGACAUGUUGAAAUCCACCAGUCCUCCCAGUAACUCAGUUCGAUCUGUGCUAAAUGGUCACGUGAUCAAAUCUGUGUUCAGCACCCUGUUUUUUGAACCUGUCGAGACAGCACUCACAGUCUGUAGUAGUAUCAUUGACGUUGCUCUCACAUUUUUGUGUAAUCAUUAUAAAAUUCAAAUAUGAAAUUAGUAGUAAGUUACAGUCCAGGACACAUAAUGUGAGCUGUGGACAGUGUUCUCUAUUGGGAGGAAUCCAUUCUUGAUAAUGAUUCUUAUCAUCUGCCAGACUUUGGAAAGGGCAGUUGUUGUGUAACACAUUUGCCUGUCCGUUUCCACGUCUGUCUACACCUCAGUGUGGGAAGUUUAAAUGGCUUCGGACUGCUGUGACUCAGACUGCCUUAGCUGCUGGGGCUACAGCUGCAUGCGUUUUCUGGACUCCUGGCCCAAGGGAGUGUUUUUUUUUUUUUUUAAUUUCUU
Messenger RNA from Megalops cyprinoides (Indo-Pacific tarpon), 12099 nucleotides. RefSeq names its product chromodomain helicase DNA binding protein 9 (gene chd9). Lineage: Eukaryota; Metazoa; Chordata; Actinopteri; Elopiformes; Megalopidae. Bases 232 to 9060 code for a protein of 2942 amino acids. Gene Ontology annotation, molecular function: ATP-dependent chromatin remodeler activity; ATP binding; protein binding. The transcript is spliced from 39 exons. The record is from RefSeq and is a predicted model, not a curated record.